CACCAGUCACUGUUCAGCCGCUGUAGGGGAAGGUAGUGCGCGCCGCUUCUCUGGGACCGGGUACACGAGGUGCUUUCCCAUCCUGCGACGCUCGAGCAGCAGGAGGGUUGGACCGCGCCGGUGUGAGUGCCAUCCCGCAGGUUGAGUGCGCCGGUGAAGGGCGUAAGUGCGCGUGUGUAAGGCGCGGCGCUGAAGCGAGGGCGGUGCCAUACCUGUCCUGAGGCUCCCAGAGAACCUGUGUGGCGUAGGUCAGGCGUGCCGGCGGGGCUGCAGGCGCCGCGGCCCGCCACCACCACCCGUUCCGCCAGUAAUCUGAGCCGCCACGAGCCCCGUCCGGGCGUGCAGGGGCCUCCGGGCUGCCUGCGUCAGGAGGGCUGCCGCCACCCAACCAAACUGCCGACACGGGUAGUACACGCCGCCGUUCACGGUUCCAGCCAGGGCGGGAGAUGAUGGGCGUGGGUGGGGCAUGACCCAAGGGCGGCACCCACCCCGGGGGCCGCGGGAGGCACCCUCGCUCACCCUCCUUCUCUUCCUCUUCAUUGCUGUCACCGCCGUUACCUCAGACACCACCCAGGGAGAUGGCUGGUGCUGUAGCCUCGCCCCCCAGCCCUGCCGCGCCGCCUGCUACAGGGUACCGGUGUGGGGUCUGGGGGGGCGGGACGCGGACCACCACCUGACUCACCUCUCCUCCACCUGCCCGUACACCUUGGUCAAGUUUUGGGGCUGUCUGAACCACACGAUGACAGAGGUGACGGAGGGCGCUGGAUGGUGGGGGCGCCCGUGUUGCAAGCUCGCCGUGGCUCCGACCUGCCAGGCGGCGUGUCUGAGUGCCGUGAACUCCCACCAGCUCGGCGCCGCGUGCAGGGCCUCCCACGAGAUUGAGUUCUUCCGCUGCAUUCACAGAACCGAGGAGGGCGCUGGCUGCUGCGCCCGCACCCAGUCCUACCGGUGCCGUGCGUCCUGCGAGGCUGUCUUCACUGCCCGCACGCCCUCGCGCCGGCUCAGGCACCAGCUGACCAAGGACUGCCGCGCACACGCCCAUGUCACACGUUGCGCCCACGCCCUCAUGAAGACCACGCCCGCCCACCGCCCAGAGAGAAACUUGCACUGCUGCGCCGCCUCGGAGAUCGCCUCGUGCAGGGCCGCGUGCCGCGACGUGCUGAUGUCCGCGGCGCCGCAGCAGGACAUCCUGGAACAGCUGGAGGAGGCGUGCGGCACCAUGGACCUCACUAACGAAGUGUGGAAGUGCCUGUUUCAGCAGAGCGAGGCCGCGGACGGGGCCACCAGCCAGGAGGGCAGGCAGGUUUCACGCCUGGGCCGCCUGGGACUGGAUGCAGCCAAGCUCGGGUGCUGCCAGCGUGCAUCGUCUCCGGAGUGCAGCGCGCUGUGCCAACGUGCCUUUUCCCGGGAGUGGGGCCGCCCCUGGGAGGCCCUGCAGACCGCUUGCCUCUCCCAGCCGCGGGAGGCUUCUCUUCUAGCGUGCCUCUCAGAGUCGGACGUGCCCUGCCAGCAGGGCUGCUCGGGUCUUGCCUUCUGCACCAACUUCAACCACCGGCCCACGCAGCUAUUCCGCUCCUGCACCGCCCGUGCCGACGCCGCCGCGCGGGAAGACCUGCACCUGUGGCAGGAGAGUCAGCGGCUGAGUCUAUCAGGGCUGGCGGCCACCGUGCCUCUCCGCAGCGUGAUGGAGUGCCAGCCUGAGCUGUGGCGCGCCGUGGCGUGCGCCCUCCACUUGCAACCGUGCCACGUCUCUUCGCUCACUAACGCCAUCUGCUGGCAAGACUGCGUCAACCUGUUGUCCAGGUGUGUGGCAGACCCCAAGGGAGGGCCGGACGGGAGCAUGACGGCGGGGACGGUGUGUGGGGCCCUCAGUCCUCCCCCCGGCAGCCCAUGUGUCUCCCUGACGCCUUUCCUCACCCAGUCUGAGGUGCCCAACGAGGUGCCGUGGCGGGUCCCCACCUCGCCUUGCCGCCCCUUCCCCUGCCCCGACCGCCACGUGUGCACCGUCAACAGCGAGUGCCGCCCCGGCGAGGCGUGCCGCCCCUACCACUGUACGCCCGCCUGUACCAUGGGCGAGGUGUCCAGCGUCACGGUGCCUGUCGGAGCCUACAUCAGAGUGCACGCCAGGACGGGCGGGUCGAGUUGCGGCCAAGUGUGUGUGUGCGGGCGCGGUGGCGUGCUGAAGUCCUGCCGCUUCGUGCCCUGCGUCGACCCGGCACCCUGCUGGCUCGGCACUUCCAAAAUAGAGCACGACACAGAGGUAAUGAUGGGGUGCAGGGUGUGUGUCUGCCACGCUGGGGAGCUCUCCUGUCUGCCCCGUCCCGUGUGCCACGCCAGCAGUCUCCUCCGCGCCCUCCCACCGCUCACAGGCCUUGGCGCGGGAGCAGUGUCGCGGGGCCUGACCAGCAGGGACAGCAAGGUCCUGAAGCUUCCCUGCGGCUGCCCCGACCACUGGGUGCCCGUGUGCGCCAACAACGGCAGGUCCUUCCCCUCGGAGUGUCUGGCCAGGUGUGCCGGGGUGAGGGACGAGGAGUGGGUCGCCGGGGAGUGUGGGGCGCGUGACGGCUGUGACGGGGUGAGGUGUGACGGAGGGCAGGUGUGUGUGUCCGUCCCUAACACCUGUCUCACGCUGCCAGCCACGCCCUGCCCGCAACACAUCUGUGUACCUACGGAUGGUGGCUGCCCGGUCGAGGCGUCCAUCCCAGCCUGUGAUACUCGUGGCCACCAGUUUGACUCCCUCUGCGAUCUUGUCAGGGCCGGAGCCACCCUUCGUCACGUGGGUUCCUGCAGUACGCGUUGCUCAACCUCAGGGGAAGUGUGCGGGCGUGAUGGGCGUACGUGGGCGUCAGAGUGCCACGCCCACGCCAACAGAGUGCCAGUGGACUACGCGGGGCCGUGCAGGGGCGUGGGUGUGCCUGGGAGGGAAGGUUGCCCCGGAGUGGACUGCCCGAAACCCGCCGGCGUCUCCUCCUCCUCCUCCUCCUCGUCCUUUUCAUCCUUCACGUCUACCUCUGAGCAAGCAGGGUGCCUGGCGGGCGUGGCAGAGGCGGCGUGGUGCUGCGGGCGUGUAUGUGGAGGCGCACUUAGACUAGCGUGGUCGUCGCGUGCUGUGGAGGUCGUGGGGGUGUCAAUCCCUCACCCACGCCCAUUGACAGUCGCCGCGCUUCUUCACGCCCUCGCAGCAAACGUGGGGGUGUCAGAAUGUGAAGUGCGUGGACAUAUAACUCUCGACGGACACUUGCUGGUUCUCGUCACGCCCACGGCAGCUCACACGCCCAUUCCGCCGCCCUUAGUGUCCGAGGCGUGUAUGGUGGAGGCGGAGAGGCUGGUAGGGGUGGUGAGAGCAAGGUCCCCGAGGCUCAUGUCCACUUUGCCAGCCUCCGCUCUCACUUUGGCUGUCUCCGCUCACACUUCGUCAUCCGCAGCGUUAGUCCCGGUUGCUCAUUCCUCCCUGGCGCUCCUUCUUGUCCUCCUUCUCUCCAUGGUGGUCAGGGGCGUACGAGGGGAUGUCUGAGGGGUCUGAGGGGAGGUCUGUCGGGAGUUCUGUGGGGAGUGAGGGGAGGAAGGGUCAUGGUGAGGCAGGGGAGGAUAAGUUACCAGUUCGAUAUUCCGCACAUUGUCUCCCCUUCUCAAAAUGUUCUUUCUUUUUUCAGUGCUCGUGAUCUGAAGUGAAGAGUGGCGAAGUUCCUAUGUGUGUGUGUGUGUGUGUGUGUGUGUGUGUGUGUGUGUGUGGACGGUGGUGCUACUGAAGACGUGUUAUGUAGGGGACCACAAGCCGUCCUUAAAUGGUUAGCCAUCUACUUCCCCCUCCCCGGCUGCCACUCCAUCCAUCUACAGCUCCGCCAUCCCUCCAUCCUCCUCCUCCUCCUCCUCUUCCUCCUCCUCCUCCUCCUCCUUCUUCUUCUCCUCCUCCGUUUUCAAGUUCGAAUCCUCCUAAGCAGUUUCUUAAUGGAGUUUGAAACGCUUAACUGUCCAUCGAUACUUUUAAACUUUUUCUUUCCUUUUCUUUCGGGUUAUGAAAAUAUGGAUUCUGGAAGUUAAUCAGGGCUGGAUUUCAGUGUGUGGGGCUGGACGGGACUGUGUUGGUUUGCGUGGGUCUGGAGGGAGUUGGGAUGGUGUGGCGUGACGGGGUGAAGUGAUGGGGUGAGGUGGCGGGAGCUGAGUCGGGUGAGUGAGAGUUGAUGGGGUGGUGUGAUGGGAUUGUGUUGGGUGGGGUGUGGUGAUGGGGAGGAAAAGAUGUGGUGAAGGCGUUAAAGAUUCCAGGAAGGGGGUGAUGAGAAGCCUUAGAGAGAGAGAGAGAGAGAGAGAGAGAGAGAGAGAGAGAGAGAGGUUUACUCGUUUGCAGGGACACACGUUAUUAGUAUUAGCUUUACAUAAAUAGACAAGUACGUAUAUACACACCUACACACACCAGUAAAAACAAGAAACAAGCGACAGUUUAUGAUUUAUAGUGAAAAGCAUUAUAAAAAAGAGAAGAGUUGUUAUGAUAUAUAUUCCUAUUAACAAUUUUAGUCAAUAUACGGGAUGACUCACUGGCCAGUCACGUGCGGGUUUACUUAGAACAUAAUAAGGUGAAUAAUUUAACAUAUAUAUAUAUAUAUAUAUAUAUAUAUAUAUAUAUAUAUAUAUAUAUAUAUAUAUAUAUAUAUAUAUAUAUAUAUAUAUAUAUAUAUAUAUAUAUAUAUAUAUAUAUAUAUAUAAGACAUCAAACAGGAAAAAAUCAAACAAAUAUAUUCUGCCAAAAAGUCCAAACCCGUCUUUUAAGUUAUGUUUUCUCUUUAUUUUAUUCCUUCUCCCGUUCUUCCUUUUAUAUACAUGUAUAGAUAUAUUGUAUAAUAAAGUAUAUACCCUCUGA
Messenger RNA from Portunus trituberculatus (swimming crab), 4855 nucleotides. RefSeq names its product reversion-inducing cysteine-rich protein with Kazal motifs-like (gene Reck). Gene Ontology annotation, molecular function: metalloendopeptidase inhibitor activity; protein binding. Gene Ontology annotation, biological process: extracellular matrix organization. NCBI's taxonomy places the organism in Eukaryota, Metazoa, Arthropoda, Malacostraca, Decapoda, Portunidae. The record is from RefSeq and is a predicted model, not a curated record. Gene Ontology annotation, cellular component: plasma membrane.